ACUGGCAGAGAAGAUGGAGAGCUCGUCUCUUAAGUCUGAGUCUUCUGUUACUGUUUUGCAUUAACCUCACAACAAGACCUUCCACGGCUGCCGCCACAGAUGAUCAGAAAGAAACACGAAUAUCAGUGAAAGUGGGUGUCAUUCUUGAUCUCACUUCAGAACUUGGUCUCUUGGCUCACAACAGCAUCACCCUUGCCGUUGAAGAUACAGCAACCAAGAUCGACCUUAUAGUCUGCAAUAUUUCUCAGAACGACGUCGUCACUGCGGCAGAACAAGCUCUCGAUCUGAUACAGAAAGUGAAAGUGCAAGCCAUCUUGGGGCCCCAAAUUCAGAGCAAGCAAGGUUUAUAGUGAAACUUGGUAAGAAACAUAACGUGCCUGUUAUUUGGUUUCCCAUAACUGGUCCGUCUCUCUUGCCACCUCCAUCGCCAUCCUCCAUCCACUCCCAUCAAGGUCUUAAUUGCUUUCAGUUCCAUGCCAUAGCUUCCAUUAUUAAAGCUCUUGGGUGGCAAUCAAUCGUCCCCAUUUAUGAACAGACUGAAUAUGGCAGUCACCUUAUUCCAUGCCUCACCAACGUCUUCAAAGAAAUGGGCAUACGAAUGUUUAACGUCACUUCCAUUCGUCCAAUUAUUUCAUCAGAUUUAGAUGGAAAAAUUAACAGAACUCUUUAUCAAGAAAAAAUUAACAGCACUCUUGACAAGUUAAACAACAUGCGAACACAUGUAUUUCUUGUCCAUAUGAGCAUGGAUCUUGGGACAACAUUUAUUAGGUCUGCACAAAGAAAAGAGAUGAUGGGUGAAGGAUACGCAUGGAUACUCACGCAAGAGCUAUCUUCUUUGACAGAGCCUCUGGUUAAGGUUACGAGAACAUUGAUUCAUAAUGCAGGCCUACCUUCGGAAUAUUAUACGAAUUUUACGGAUUCAAUUCGUUUGAAGCGCUUCAUGCAAGGUGCGUUGGGAGUGAAGCCAAUGGAUUCCAAUAAAUCAAAAGAGCGUAGGGAGAAAGAGAAGAAUUUCAGGGAGAGGUUCAAAAGCACCCUAACUAUCUAUGGGUGGUGGGCUUAUCACACAAUCGAGGCAUUGGCUAAGGCAGUACAGAAGACAAGCACAGACAAAGGCUCAAAACUUCGCGAUAAAAUUUUGGCUACUAACUUCAAAGGCUUGUCUGGGAUCAAUUUUAGUUUUAGAAAAGAACAGCUAGAUCAAUCGGUAUUUGAAGUAUACAAUGUGAUUGGAGACAGAGAAAGGAUUAUCGGAGCUUGGAGCCCUGAAACAGGACUUGUUCAAGAUUACGGUAAAGUUGGUGAUGAGACAUCUGGUGAAUACCGACUAAAGGAUGCGCUGUGGCCGGGUGACACGAUGGAUAAGCCACCUAAGCUGAGAAUUGGAGUCCCAAGAACAAAUUCUUUUCCUGAAUUAGUGAAUGUAGGUAAUUCAAGUAAUACGACCAAGUUUGAUGGCUUUGCUAUUAAUGUGUUCUUAAAAGCGGUCGAUGUUUUGCCAUUUCCGUUAAACAAUUAUGAGUUCGUUCCCCUGCCGAACGAAAUCAGCAAUGCUAACAUGACCUACGAUAAUAUUCUCUACAACCAAACGAAAAUCGAGGAGCUUGACGCUAUAAUCGGAGACAUCACAAUUGUAGCAAGUCGCACAAAAUGUGUUGAUUUCACGUUGCCGUACUUGGAUUCAAGUGUAGCCAUGCUGGUAAAGGUGAAGAAUGUCGCCACAAGUAGGGGGAUCCUCUUCAAACCUUUCCAUUGGUCACUAUGGUUAAUUCUUGGUGGGAUUUUUGUGGGUGCAACUAUUAUCAUAAUUGUAUUAGAAAGAAACAAAACAAAGGAAUUUCGCUUCAACCCCUUUCUUGUUUACAAGAUCGAUGUUAUGGAGAGUUUUGCAAGCAACGCUGCGGGGUGGAUGGUGAUACUGACGUCAUUCCUGUUCAUCUUAGUAUUGCAAGUUUACACAGCGAAUUUAACUUCAAUUUUAACAGAAGGAAAACUGAAAGAGCCUUCAUUUAAGGACGAAAAAGAGAUUAUUAAGAGGAGCAAUCUGAGGGUGGGAUAUCAGAGAGGGUCGUGGGUGAGAGAGCUUCUGAUUGAGCAAAUAGGAUUCAUGGAGUUUCAGUUAAAGGGUUUACGAAGCCGUGAAGAGUACAGUGAAUCAUUGUGGAAAGGAACCGAGAAAGGAGGAGUGGAUGCUAUUUUUGACGAAACUCCUUAUCUCACGCUCUUCCUCUCCAAAUAUAAAUCUCGUUUUAUGAUGACAGGAUCAAUCUACAAAACUGGUGGAUUUGCCUUUGCAUUCCCGAAGAAAUCGGGCUUGGUCUCGCAUUUUUCGAAUGCAAUCUUAAAUGUGACUCAAGAUGUGGAGCCAUUUCGUGUCCUGGUGGCCAAGAGCUUCUUGCCCACCUCCAUUGAAGAUUUGGAAUUUCAAGACCAAGGUGAUAUAGAGACGACAAGUUUGAGCAUAGCCAACUUUGGAGGGCUUUAUCCUGUCCUAGUAUCUGUUGCUGCUCUCUUAUUGGGCCUUUCCAUUCUGAAUCCAUCUGUGAUUAAGUGGUUUCGUCGUGAGAAGCUGCUUUCAGUUUUAAGUUCGCUAAACAAAAAGAAGGAACACAAUUAAAUAAGAUGGUAUCCUUGUUUUCCAGAUUUCUUACAGGACUUGAGGUCUUUGACCUCU
This is a messenger RNA of Prosopis cineraria, 2674 nucleotides long. Its product is annotated as glutamate receptor 2.7-like. NCBI's taxonomy places the organism in Eukaryota, Viridiplantae, Streptophyta, Magnoliopsida, Fabales, Fabaceae. The transcript is spliced from 5 exons. Bases 587 to 2617 code for a protein of 676 amino acids. Gene Ontology annotation, molecular function: signaling receptor activity; ligand-gated monoatomic ion channel activity. Gene Ontology annotation, cellular component: plasma membrane. The record is from RefSeq and is a predicted model, not a curated record.